Messenger RNA from Tarenaya hassleriana, 2130 nucleotides. RefSeq names its product serine/threonine-protein kinase RUNKEL. The coding region runs from base 1 to 2130 and encodes 709 amino acids. The transcript is spliced from 8 exons. Gene Ontology annotation, molecular function: microtubule binding; protein kinase activity; ATP binding. Gene Ontology annotation, biological process: phragmoplast assembly; protein phosphorylation; cytokinesis by cell plate formation. Lineage: Eukaryota; Viridiplantae; Streptophyta; Magnoliopsida; Brassicales; Cleomaceae. The record is from RefSeq and is a predicted model, not a curated record.
AUGGCAAAUGCUCGGUACUUCCCAAUUUUGCUUUACUGUUUCCCAGAUAAUCUUUUGUUCUUAACUGUUUAUAAAGGAAGGAAGAAGAAGACGAUCGAGUAUUUUGCCUGCAAGAGCGUGGAAAAAUCGCACAAGGGAAAGGUUCUUCAAGAGGUCAGGAUUCUUCACUCCCUGAAUCAUCCCAAUGUACUGAAGUUUUAUGCAUGGUAUGAAACUUCAGCUCACAUGUGGUUAGUUCUCGAAUACUGUGUUGGUGGCGAUCUCAGAACCUUACUGCAACAGGACUCCAAACUGCCAGAAGAUUCCAUCCAUGGCCUUGCCUAUGAUCUUGUCACAGCUUUGUUAUACUUGCAUUCGAAAGGAAUCAUAUAUUGUGAUCUGAAACCAUCAAACAUCUUACUUGAUGAGAAUGGACAUAUCAAGCUGUGUGAUUUCGGACUGGCAAGGAAACUGGAUGACAUUUCCAAAUCUCCUUCCACGGGAAAACGUGGUACACCUUAUUAUAUGGCUCCAGAGCUGUACGAGGAUGGAGGGGUCCAUUCUUUUGCUUCUGACUUAUGGGCACUUGGCUGCGUGCUCUAUGAAUGUUACACAGGGAGGCCUCCUUUUGUGGCUAGAGAAUUUACUCAGCUUGUGAAAUCAAUCCAUUCAGAGAAAACACCUCCUUUAACAGGAAAUCCAAGCCGUUCAUUCGUGAAUCUUAUUGAUUCUCUUCUUGUCAAAGAUCCAGCUCAAAGAAUACAAUGGCCAGAGCUCUGCAGUCAUGCAUUUUGGAGAAGUAAGAUUAAUGUAGUGCCAUUGCCUCCUCAGCCUUCUUUUGAUAAUAUGAUUGGAAUAUAUACAAAACCAUGUCUAUCUGAGCGUAACGGGGAGCGACCAAACAAGACCCCUCCAAAAUAUCGGGAGAAAGAUGCAAAAGGAGGUUCAAAACACGAUGAGAACUCUAUUUCAGGUUCGAGAGGGCAUCAGACACCAGUCAAGGGUACACCAGGUGGUUCUAAAACACAAACAAAGCUUCCUAGCAAGGCAAAUGAGGAAAAACAAGGAGGUCGUCUGGGUGCUACCAGGCAGGUGAAUAUCUUGAGGUUGUCAAGAAUCGCAAAAACAAAUUUGCAAAAGGAGAAUGAGAAGGAAAACUAUCGGAGGCACUUACCUAAUAGCAAUGAAAAUUGUGCCGAGGUCAAGAUUGAGAACACUGACAUGGAGCUUGAUUUUGAGGAAAACAAUGAUGAAGAGGGACACGAUGAAUCAGAUGGACCUGAGAGCACCGCCUCUGCACUUAAUGAAAGACCUUCAAGCCGAAAUGGAAAUCAGGCAGGACAGGAAGCAAUAAGCAAUAAUGUGCCAGUUGAUGACGCGUCCACUAAUGAAACACCAGCCUUGAGUGAAGCCGGAGACUGUCGCGAAGAACAACCAUCUGAGCCCAUUGAAGUUGCUGCCCUACCGAGUGCUAGUCCUCAACUUAAAACUCACCGUGGCAGAGACGUUAGUGGGUUCGCUAUUAAUCCCGAUUCUGCUAGAUCAUCUAAUAGCCUUUCAGACAUCUUUUGGCAUAUAUCUGAUCUUGCUGUUAGACCUGUGGUGCCCAGCAGGAAAUCUGACAGAGAAGCUAUGCCUUCUUUUCCAUUUGAAGCACCACAGGCAUCUGAUUUCAUUAAGAUGUCAAGACAAGAGCUGGAGCCACUCACCAAUAGGAUCAUAACUAUUUUAACUGGUAGCAGUGCUGGCAUUUCAGAGAAACAGAAUGUGAUCAGAUACCUUGAGACAUUGAGUAGCAAUGCUGAUGCAGCCAAUACCUUGACCAAUGGACCAAUCAUGCUUGUGCUUGUUAAAGUUCUCCGAUUGUCUAAGACCCCAGCUUUCCGGGUCUUACUCGCUUCAUUAAUUGGUUUGUUAAUUCGACAUUCUACUGUUAUAGAGGAUGACCUGGCAAAUUCUGGAAUUAUAGAUUCUCUCACAAAUGGCCUCAGAGACAAGCAUGAAAAAGUAAGAAGGUUUUCCAUGGCUGCUCUAGGUGAAUUGCUAUUCUACAUUUCUACUCAAAAUGAGCAGAACAAGGAUUUGAAACCAGCAGAAUCCCCAUCGAAGGAAAACCGGUUAUCAUCUGGCUGGCAGGUUAGCUUCCUGUGA